UAGUAUAUAAAGCAGUGCCUUUGGAUAUUCAGUUAUUAGUAGCCCGCCAACUGGAGAACAGCGAAAACGUAGUGUGAUACCUGGAUAUACAUAUAUAUAACUCAUAUUUCAAACCGAAUCCAUAAUGAAGUGCUUCAUCUUGGCUGCCCUGUUGCUGGCCACCCUAGCCAGCGGCGAGAACAUCUUUAAGAUCAACAUAACUCCCGAGGAGGCCCAGCAGUUCCUGAACAGCGCCCAACUGCGUGGCAUUGGCGACAUCGAGUAUGCCCCGAAAACCGGAGAGAACCCCCUGCCCGAGGCUCGCAACGAGAAGGGUGAGUUCGUGUACAUGGGUCGUGUGAUCGAGCAUCCCGAGGACUAUGUGGAGGAGCACUACGACGCCCAUCAGUACCAUGGCCAGGAUGGUUUGGGUCAGUUUGUCUAUGGCUACAAGGACUGGAAUCAGGGCAAGAACGAGAAGCGCGAUGAGACUGGCAAGGUGACCGGUUCGUACAAGUACGUCCAACCACAUGGCCGUGACUUUGUGGCCAACUACUAUGCGGAUAAGACCGGUUUCCAUGUGGAGGACAACCGUCCGGCGCACCUUAAACUGCCCGCCACCAAAACUCCCGCUGUCCUCAAGGCCGAGGAGGAGCACUUCAAACUGUGGGGUGAGCUGGCCGCCGCCGCUGGUCACAAUCCCGAUCCCUAUGCCGCUGAGUACCAGCAGGAGGGUCGCUACCAGCCCACCGAGCCCGAGUACCAGCCCUACGUGCACGAGGAGCCGCCAUAUGUGCCCGGACCCGAGGAGACCGGCGAGCCCAAGGGCUUCUUCUACGCCUUCGACUACAAUGUCCCCUUGUUGCGCAACAAGGAGGAGCGUGCCGAGCUGGAACGCCUGCGCGCCGUCAACAACAAGGACGAGUAGGAACCAGAUCCUGGUCUAAGUCCAUCCUUACGGAUUAGGUAGAUCCAUGGUUCGCCUUGUAUAGGUCGUGCUGUAGAAAGUAGCUAAGACAUUUCCACAUAUUUAUUGAAAUCCUUCGCAAAAUAAAUCGCAACUUCAAAUACA
Molecule: messenger RNA, 1051 nt
Organism: Drosophila teissieri
Lineage: Eukaryota; Metazoa; Arthropoda; Insecta; Diptera; Drosophilidae
Gene: Cpr67B
Exons: 2
Coding region: 125-907 (260 amino acids)
Cellular component (GO): chitin-based extracellular matrix
Molecular function (GO): structural constituent of chitin-based larval cuticle
Source: RefSeq, a predicted model, not a curated record